AUGGUCGUUCGGACUCUAAAUGUUAAACGAGAUCCCUUUUGUCCAAAAGAGGAUGAGGAAGAUAUUUUGGAACUUGAAGUUUCGUACCUAAGUGCAAUUGGGGCUUUAUUGUACUUGGCUCAAUGCACUGGACCCGACAUCUUAUUUACUGUUAAUCUUUUGGCUGGAUACAGCAAUGCGCCCACACACAGACACUGGAAUGGUGUUAAAGACAUUUUCUGCUACCUUAAAUGUACAACAGAUUUGGGAUUGUUCUAUACCUGUGAAUCUUCGAGUGUUACUGCCCUUUAUGGUACUCAAAAUGAUUCCCACCUUAUUGGUUACGCAAAUGCUGGAUAUCUGUCUGACUCAUAUAGGGCACGUUCUCAAAUGGGAAGAUAUGUGCAGCUUGAGAGGAAGCUUCCCCCGCAGCGUUUGAAGGCCUCUGUGCUGAGGCUCAGUGAUAGCAGUGAUCAUCAGAGACUGAUCAGGCCCUAUUACCUAUCUGCUGCUACUCUAAACCUUCUCAGGGUGUUCAUCACCGGAAGUUACGCAGCUAUGCAGAGGGUCUUGUAG
This is a messenger RNA of Pyrus x bretschneideri (Chinese white pear), 555 nucleotides long. Its product is annotated as secreted RxLR effector protein 161-like. The record is from RefSeq and is a predicted model, not a curated record. The transcript has 4 exons. Lineage: Eukaryota; Viridiplantae; Streptophyta; Magnoliopsida; Rosales; Rosaceae. The coding region runs from base 1 to 555 and encodes 184 amino acids.